AUGCCAGACAAGGGCCUUUCCGUCGCGACCUACGCGGCUGGAGCGUCGCUGGCCACCAUUGCUCUUGUCUACGUCUUUGCGCCCACAUACUUCAUCGACAGCACUCCUCACAGCUCCAGCAAUCCCCUCUCCGCCCUUACAAAUCGUAAGACGGGUGUUGUCGGUCUUGCAAAUGCCGCGAACGACUGUUUUAUCAACUCCGUUCUUCAGGCACUAGCCGGUCUCGGCGACCUCCGAAUAUAUCUCAUCCGUGAAACACACCGCCGCAAAAUUGACGACGCUGGCGUCUACACCAAUGCUGUGCCCCAUGAUGCCGAAGACUCUGGUAGCGAAGGCGGACCCGGCCGACGGCCCAUGCCUGUGUGGAAAAUCGAGGGCCUCCAGGCCGGUCUUGUCUCCAAAGGCCUCAAAGACAUGAUCGACCGGCUAAACGAGCGGCCGAUCUACAAGAAGGUCAUUACCGCCGGGCCAUUUGUUCGUGUUCUCGAGAUUGCAUUCCAGCAGCGCAUUAGUCGCCAACAGCAGGAUGCGCAAGAGUUCCUGCAGGUCGUGGCCGAGCGCUUGUGCGAUGAAUACCAUGCAGGGCGGCGGGCGCGUCGGUAUGCGAGACAGCAAGCGGAGAGAGGGGUCUCUACAGGCGCACCUGUGCUGGGGGCGACCGGUGCGAAUGUGGCAGGGCCUUCUGAUGUGCUGAACAGCAACGCCGUCAACGAGAAGCUGGCCAGCAUCGCCUCCGCCUCGGGAGGUGUCCAAGACUCACUAUCAAGGCACGAAACCAAACGGAGUGAACUGGGCACCGGUGCCGAGAACGACGACACCAGAAGUGAAGAGGAAGGCUUCCCCAUGGAGGGCAAGAUUGAGUCUCAGAUUGAAUGUCUCACCUGUGGUUUUAAGCCGCGGCCUUCUGAACAGGCAUUUUGCACGUUGACGCUUAACGUGCCGCAGACCUCGUCCACUUCGCUCAGUGCUUGUUUUGACUCCAUGCUGAAGACGGAGUACAUUGACGAGUUCAAAUGCGAAAAGUGCAGGCUUGUCCAUGCAAAACAGAUGUUCGAGGCCGAGCUUGCCAAGUCCGGUUCGGAGUCAUACCGUAACGAGGCAAAGCAGGCUAUUGAGACGCUCCAGCAGGCCAUCGACACCGACCCGGAACGGCCGCCGUCUGAUAUCGCCCUACCCGAUGCCCGUUAUGCCCCUAAACGGCGUAUUGCCAGACAUUUCCGCCUCGUCAACUUUCCAAAGGUGCUCGCCAUCCACCUCUCACGCUCGAUCUACGACUCAUCCAACCAGUCACAGAAGAACUCGGCCAAAGUUUCCUUUCCCGAGCGUCUUCCUCUGGGCAGCAUUUUAAACCAGCGCAAAUACAAGUUGAUCAGCGUCGUAAUGCACAAGGGAAGCCACCAUAGUGGUCACUAUGAAUCAUUCCGGCGACAAACAGUUGCCCCGCCCUACUCGAACCCGAACACGUUCCAGCCUUCUCAGAUCUACUCGCCAUCCAGUAGCCCUGCGGCGACGACACCAAAAAUCGGUUCUUCAGAUGCUUCGCUUGGCAUCAGCUCGCCAUCAUCGGCUCAACUAGUGGACAAUGGUAGUCCGGUCUCUUCUACGGCAGAACUGCCCCAAUCAGCAGCCGUCGAAACGAACGGCAGUCACAUACCACACGACCAGCUGAAUUUUCUACCCCCCAAAACAAAUGCUGCAAUUGGUAGGACACCGCGACCUUCAAGCUUGCGCGAACGCUCGUCGUCAUCAAGCGCUUUGCCACCGGCCCCUACCUCGGCUCCUCGUGCACUUGCCAAGGAAGAAGACAGUAAUGGUAGCAGCAACAAUAAUGAUUCGGCCGGAGAAACGGCAAGCCUGCGGUCCAUCACUCGAUCGACCCUCUCCAGAAUCACGUCUUCGUCUCGAAACGAAAGUCGCGCUAGCAGCCGUGCUGGGAGUCGCAGUCGAAGCCGUAAUGGGAGACUCACCGGGCGUCUCGCGCUGCGCCCCGGGAGCAAGGAUGGCUCUGCAACAACCAAUGGUGUCACCAGUAGCGGUAACGGCGCGGCUAGCAAAGGGAAAACACCUUCGACAGCAUCCAACCCUGUGCUCCAGCCUCGACCUAAAAAGAAGAAGUCGCCGGACCGAUGGUGGCGGAUCAGUGACGAGAAAGUGCGUGAGGCCAGCACGAAAGAGGUUCUUGGCAUGCAGCGUGAGGUAUACCUACUCUUCUACGAACUGGAACGGGACGCUUACAUGGGCUGA
This is a messenger RNA of Sporothrix brasiliensis 5110, 2244 nucleotides long. Its product is annotated as ubiquitin carboxyl-terminal hydrolase 16. The transcript has a single exon. The record is from RefSeq and is a predicted model, not a curated record. Gene Ontology annotation, biological process: protein deubiquitination. Gene Ontology annotation, cellular component: cytosol; nucleus. NCBI's taxonomy places the organism in Eukaryota, Fungi, Ascomycota, Sordariomycetes, Ophiostomatales, Ophiostomataceae. Gene Ontology annotation, molecular function: cysteine-type endopeptidase activity; cysteine-type deubiquitinase activity. The coding region runs from base 1 to 2244 and encodes 747 amino acids.